Molecule: messenger RNA, 864 nt
Organism: Marmota flaviventris (yellow-bellied marmot)
Lineage: Eukaryota; Metazoa; Chordata; Mammalia; Rodentia; Sciuridae
Gene: Fxyd5
Product: FXYD domain containing ion transport regulator 5
Biological process (GO): regulation of sodium ion transmembrane transporter activity
Cellular component (GO): membrane
Molecular function (GO): sodium channel regulator activity
Source: RefSeq, a predicted model, not a curated record
CACACCCUCCGCCCGGACGCCUCUCCCGCCGCGGUCCUCGUCCUCCAGGCUGCGGGCUCCCGACCCCCGGCGCUGACGUAAGUCCCUCCUUCGAUCCACCUCCAGCCGCUGCCCCUCUGCCCAGCGCCGGGCUCAGAUGUCGCCCUCUGGCCGCCUGUGUCUCCUCACCGUCCUCGGCCUCUUUCUCCCCACCAGAGGACAGACGUUGGAAGAGACCACCUCCAUUUCUACAGUGGACCCAACUAUUUUGGGCACCCAUGGCCCGAUGCAAGUCCCAGGUUCAGUCCACCCGGAAGUCCAGUCCACCCCUCAGACCUGGACCCAGCCUACUGAAGAAACAACACAAACCCAGAACAGGACCGAGACCCAGAAGCCGACAGGAAUGGACGUGACAGACCCAGGGACAGGAAUGGACGUGACAGACCCAGGGACGCUCACGAGCAGCAAGGAAGGCACCACAGAGCUCACUGGGAGGCCAUCCCCAAGCAAAGACGUCAUGAUGGACCCCCUGACCCCCAGCUCAUCAGGUUCGGAUGAGGACAACCCCUUCUACUACGAUGAGGCCACUCUCCGGAGGCGGGGACUCCUGGUGGCAGCUGUGCUGUUCAUCACGGGCAUUAUCAUCCUCACCAGUGGCAAGUGCAGGCAGCUGUCCCAAUUGUGCCGGCAUCAACGCAGAGCCUACAGAGUGGUCAGUAGAAGAAGCCCCGCCUGAGAGGGAAGACCCCAUGGACGGAGCCAGACCUGGGCUGACCCCGAGUCCCACCUGCCCGCUGCCGCCCCGGGGGAAUGCCGGCUCCCUGGGCACCGCCCCUUAAGUGACCCGCUCUGUUGGGACAAAAAUAAAGCACAUGGUCCACCUCC